Molecule: messenger RNA, 1302 nt
Organism: Talaromyces amestolkiae
Lineage: Eukaryota; Fungi; Ascomycota; Eurotiomycetes; Eurotiales; Trichocomaceae
Exons: 4
Coding region: 1-1302 (433 amino acids)
Source: RefSeq, a predicted model, not a curated record
AUGACUCUGGCAGUCGCUGCGGUAGCAGGAAUGUGGUUUGAACCAUAUAAACACCAGUGCCGUCACUUUUUUGAGGAGGCUCGCCAGCUGGCAAUGCCAGCCCUAUCAACUAGCUACAGAGAACUAUCGGCAUUGGAUGUUCUCUGGACGACCACCAAGCUACACGACCUUCAACUCCAAGUACUGCUCUUGGAAUAUGCCAUAUGGUCAAAGGAGAGCGAAUUAGAGUCCUGGGCAUUCCGACAUAUCUCAUUGCUAUUUGUGCUAGUCUUCCAAUCAUCGCAGGCGUUACCAGCCGCAAUAGUCGAAAAUGUUGAGCUGAAUGCUGUCAACAAAACCAGACUUGACCUUCAAUCCACAGGAGAAGCACCACCUUCUUGGGCGUCAUGGAUCUAUGAUGAAGAACUGAAAAGAACAAUCUUUGCCCUCUACUGCCUUUCGACUAAAGCCUCACACUUCCUGGGCCAUGAGGUCUACGUGCCCAUUAAAGUGGAGGUGCUACGGAUGCCCGCAUCGGACGACCUGUUUAAUGCAUCAAUGGAAGCAGACUGGGAGCAGUGCAGGAAAUGCGAGUCACGGAAGCCAGACCAGAGCAGCCUUAGGGGAGCUUUGCUCGCGAUUACUUAUCUGAGGCCAGACUACGAAAAGACCUACGCUUCCUUAUCCCCUUUUGGGCGUCACAUCUUGCUUUGCGGAAUAACUGCUAAGGCAACGGAAGCAACACGACAGCCCUUGUUAUACGACAGCUUUGACGCCUACGUAGCGUCUGACCUCCCCUCCCUCAAGCUGAAGGACGAUUUUCUCAAGGCACUGAGAGCAUUCCACAGAUUUUUGAGGCCAAAUCCAGCUUGUCUAUCGAUAUACGCGCCUUGUAAUACAAUGGAUAUCCAGAGCCUACUCUUGGUCUGCCAUCUAGAAAUAAGUUUCCUGUAUUCCACCGCCGAGGAUGUAUCCGAGUACAUCUCUGACAACCUCCGAUCUGCCUUUAUAGUUGCACUUCAGCCCUUCUCUGACAUAUCAAAGCAUGGAUAUAUUGAGAUUGCAACUCAGGGUCCUUGGCGACUCGAUAAAGCCAGUUACUAUGCUACUAGAAUCGUAACUCAGGUGAUAAUGAAGUGGAUAACCAAAAUUUGCGCACUAGCCAGCAAGGGGCGUGUUGAGGAAGCGGACAAAGGACUCUACCUCCAAUUGACCAGACUGGUAAUGCAGUCUCCAGGAUUCAACAACGCGGCCGACCUCGAAAUAAACUAUAAUCCGGCCACGGUUGCUAGAGCAAGGUAUGCGCGUAUUUGGAUUAAUUAA